Molecule: messenger RNA, 874 nt
Organism: Dacryopinax primogenitus
Lineage: Eukaryota; Fungi; Basidiomycota; Dacrymycetes; Dacrymycetales; Dacrymycetaceae
Product: ubiquitin-conjugating enzyme
Exons: 9
Coding region: 361-801 (146 amino acids)
Source: RefSeq, a predicted model, not a curated record
AGCAAACACAGAAGGAGCUGGAGACUCAGGUCCAGGAGUGGGUGUCGGUGACGCAGGUCGCUUCAAUGUGGGCAUUUGAGGUAUUUGAGGCAUGACUACAGAUCUGUCGCGAAGAUUAGCCACAGCAUAUAUCAGUACUCCUUGGCUAGGGGUCAGCGAUGAUUUGCGGCACGAUCGCCUUCGUGUGAGUUUGUGCCACUGUGCCGUUGAGGUGGCGAACAGAGCGCGACCCAAAUAAACGGCGUGAGGCAUGGCGCUCAGGGUUAGUGCCAAGCAACCCUAAUAGCCUGCCACACAUGGGCGCGCCCUCCGCGAAGGACCACACAUCAACCAGACCACCAGCACUACUAAGUGUUCAUCAUGGCCAAUAGACGUUUGCUCAAGGAAUUAAGCCAGCUGAAGACCGAGCCUAUCGCUGGCUUGGCGGUUGAGCCUAAGGGUGACAACUUGCUGGAAUGGGGUUGCACGAUCAAGGCCGCUUCUGAUUCUCCCUACAAAGGCGGAACAUUCCAACUUCUCGUUACCUUUCCGGAUGGGUACCCGUUCAAAGCACCUGAUGUCCGCUUUACCACCCGCGUGUAUCACCCAGGGAUAGAUGAAGAGGGUCGCAUCUGUAUUCCGAUGCUGAAGGACGAAUGGAAACCGACGAUCAGCAUGACGAAGGUCAUGACCACAGUUCAGGAGAAACUUAACAACCCUAGUGCGGACGACCCUUUCAAUGCGGACAUUGCUGCUCAAAUGAAGAGCGACAGGGCAGCAUUCUUGAAGACUGCAAAGGAUUGGACUAGGAAAUAUGCAUGAUGACUAUGAGACCGCUGAGCCUGCUUUCCUGUUACGACUGCUAUCAUUGUACCGCUAUCAGCAAAUGAAAUGA